CUCUCCUGCGCCGCCCAGCCCGGCACCGCCCUCACCGGCGCCCAGCCCGCUGCCCCCCUCGCCUGCGCCGCCCAGCCCGGCACCGCCCUCACCGGCGCCCAGCCCGCUGCCGCCCUUACCUGCACCGCCCAGCCCGGCACCGCCCUCACCGGCGCCCAGCCCGCUGCCACCCUCGCCUGCACCGCCCAGCCCGGCGCCCCCCUCGCCGGCGCCCAGCCCGCUGCCGCCCUCACCUGCACCGCCCAGCCCGGCACCGCCCUCACCGGCGCCCAGCCCGCUGCCACCCUCGCCUGCACCGCCUAGCCCGGCACCGCCCUCGCCGGCGCCCAGCCCGAUGCCGCCCUCGCCUGCGCCGCCCAGCCCGGCACCGCCCUCGCCGGCGCCCAGCCCGCUGCCGCCCUCGCCUGCACCGCCUAGCCCGGCACCGCCCUCGCCGGCGCCCAGCCCGCUGCCGCCCUCGCCUGCGCCGCCCAGCCCGGCUCCGCCCUCGCCGGCGCCUCCCAGCCUCAUUCCACAGCCACCACCUCCUCCCUUUACUAACUGCGUGUACUCUGGAGAUGACAGCGCGCUUCAGGAGGGUGAUCCAACGAACGGCGUCGAAACGUGCACGGACCAGGCUAGCUGUCUGGAUGUGUACGUGGAUAGCAGCACAUGCAGUAUGGUAGGGUACGAUGGCAGCAGCAGCGCUGGCGGCCCUUGGUUGUAUUGCGAAGUUUGCCUGUAUUGGAGCAACAGUCGUGCCAGCUGCGUCAAGCCUACCCAAGACACCAUCAGCCACGUGUGCAUGGGCGACCAGUACUACCCAGUCAUUCCCAGUCCUGAGAGCCCACCGAUAGCCGGUGAUACGCACAAGGUGCAGGACUGGAAUUCAGGUUUGCCAAACCGAUACUGUCAGUGGGCUCGGUGGAACAGCACGAACUUCAGCACGGAGACUGUCCGUUUCACUGUCAAGGAUGGCAGCGGUUCAUGUCGGGAUGUUUCAUCACCACUAUCGGUCACUUUGCGAGGCAUCACAGCAACUUGCCAAGACCCACGCAUGGUGAACGGCACCCUUGCUGGCUGUGGCAAUGGGGACCAAGCGAACGAUUGCCUCUGGUCUUUUGAGGUUCCACGCCCCGGAACGGCUGCUUUCCAAUGCGCUCCAAGUCCGCCCCCAGAGGCUCCGUUGCCCCCAUCUCCACGGCCACCAAGCCAACGACCACCAUCCCCACGACCUCCGAAGCCGUUACCCCCCUCACCACGACCACCAAAGCCGUUGCCACCGCCUACCGCUCUGCCGCAAACCAGCCCGGUGCCGCCCUCGCCAGCACCGCCCAGCCCGGCACCGCCCUCGCCGGCACCCAGCCCGCUGCCGCCCUCGCCUGCGCCGCCCAGCCCGGCACCGCC
This is a messenger RNA of Astrephomene gubernaculifera, 1386 nucleotides long. The record is from the annotation of a GenBank genome assembly. Lineage: Eukaryota; Viridiplantae; Chlorophyta; Chlorophyceae; Chlamydomonadales; Astrephomenaceae.